Molecule: messenger RNA, 349 nt
Organism: Capsicum annuum
Lineage: Eukaryota; Viridiplantae; Streptophyta; Magnoliopsida; Solanales; Solanaceae
Product: nuclear pore complex protein NUP93A
Exons: 2
Coding region: 95-334 (79 amino acids)
Biological process (GO): protein import into nucleus; poly(A)+ mRNA export from nucleus
Cellular component (GO): nuclear pore
Molecular function (GO): structural constituent of nuclear pore
Source: RefSeq, a predicted model, not a curated record
ACAAUCACACAAAAACUUUGCCGCUCAAAAUUAGGGCUUUUUUGUUCUCUUCUUCUUCUUUCUCAAAGUUUCAGUAAGCAGAGUAGGAAGAAGAAUGUCGAAGGACGUAGAUAUGAGUGGAUGGAGUGAGCUUCUACAUUCUUCUUCGAAGCUUCUAGAACAAGCUGCUCCUUCUCCUCAGUUUCCUCCUCUUCAGAGGAAUUUGGAUCAAUUAGAAGCAUUAACGAAGAAAUUGAAGGCUAAAACUUUAAGAACUGAAGCUCCUACUCAGUCUAUUGCUGCUACCAGGUACUUCUUUUCUUUGUAUGAAGUACAUCAACCAUGUAGUUUUUAAAUCAUACUCUUUUUU